AUGUCAGCAAUGACACCAUUGGUAACACCUCUGUCCUUUAGCGCGAUACAAGCCAAUUUCUACAGAGGCUCUUACCCCAGGGAAAUCAAUAUCCCAUUUAUGGGAACAUUGGGUUUGAAAUACAUCGUGUCCUUAACACCUGAGCCUUUAACCAACGAUCCAAGUAUGGACGCUUUUUGUAAGGCUAAAGGGAUCCACAAUAUUCACAUUGAGUGUAGUGACGAAAAGGGCGCAAAAGAUAAAUCCAAAAGCAAAGAUAAAUCCAAGGAAAAAGCCUCCACUAAUGGCUCAGCACCAGAAAAGUCCACGACGAAGGUCAAACGUAAGAAAAAGCCUGUUCCGAUUGAAUAUGAUGUUGUGAUACGAUGUAUCCAGUUUUUGAUUGACAAAACGCACUACCCAUGCUACAUACACUGUACAAACGGCGAGCUGGUUACGUCAUUAGUCGUGGCGUGUUUACGAAAGCUGUGUUACUGGAGCACUGUUUCGAUUUUCAAUGAGUACUUGACUUAUACGUCUAGUAUCAACAUUUAUGAACGCAACUUCAUUGAGAAUUUUAACUUGGAAAUCGAGAUUGAUAAUUUGGAUAUCAAGGACAAAGUCCCAUGGAUAACCAUACGCGCCAAUGACAAUUUUGACUCAGGUAGCGCGGCAAAUCACAGUAAGGAGACUAAUAUGAAGCGCAUCGGCAGUUUCCCCGGCAAACUUCCUCGACUCAAUUUCCGGACUGGCAUGAAAAGCUAA
Molecule: messenger RNA, 744 nt
Organism: Lachancea dasiensis
Lineage: Eukaryota; Fungi; Ascomycota; Saccharomycetes; Saccharomycetales; Saccharomycetaceae
Source: the annotation of a GenBank genome assembly